Molecule: messenger RNA, 1281 nt
Organism: Fonsecaea multimorphosa CBS 102226
Lineage: Eukaryota; Fungi; Ascomycota; Eurotiomycetes; Chaetothyriales; Herpotrichiellaceae
Exons: 5
Coding region: 1-1281 (426 amino acids)
Molecular function (GO): FAD binding
Source: RefSeq, a predicted model, not a curated record
AUGGCUUCCCAAAAUGCUACUCCGGAUGAAAAGAAAAUGCAUGUCAUCAUCAUUGGGUCAGGAUGUACAGGCUUGUUCAUUGCUCAAGGGCUGAAAAAGAGAGGCAUCUCCUUCACCAUCCAUGACAAGAUCAAUCCUGCCUUCCGUCAUCGCGACUGGAGCAUGACCAUGUUCUGGGCCUUCAAAUACUACCCGCACCUCCUGUCUGAAGAGAUGCAGGCUCGCGUGCACGAAGCCCAGGUCAGGUCCUUCUACAAGUCGACCGACACCGAAGAGCUGGUGCUGAGGAACGCGGCCACCGGAGAGGUUCUAAAGAAGGUCAACUCUCCGUAUGCAAUUCGUGUCAGCAGGGCGAGGCUGAGGAAGUUUUUGCUUGCCGGGCUUGAUGUUAAGUACAACCAUGAACUUGUGAACAUCGAGUAUACCCCGACUGGUGCCAUUGCUUACUUCAGUGACGGGACGACCGAGACUGGUUCCAUCGUCGUCGGUGCAGACGGGGGGCAAUCGCUGGUGAGACGCCUGUUGCUGAAAGAGCUGGCCGUGCCCGAGUCAUAUCCAGAAUACGAUAUGGCCAACCUGAGUGUGACAUACACGCACGAACAGGGCAAGUACAUUGCCAACUCGAUGGCGCCGCACGUGGAUUAUGGAGUUCACCCGAAGGGAAUCUUCUUCAUCAUGCUCUAUCGCACCGCCGUUGACAAGGACGAUUACUCAACCUGGACAUUUCACUAUGUCAUCACAUGGCCGAAAGAUCUUCCGGGCAUGCCGUACAAGGGCCAGAGCAACGCGGACCGUCUUCGAGUUCUCAAGUCAUUUGCUGAUGACUUUGCCGAGCCCAGACGAUCAGCUCUGGCCUGGAUGCCGGAAGACCAGGACGUCCCCAAUGACAUGAUCAAGAUCUGGGUGCCCAUUCCAUGGGAUAACCACGCCGGCCAAGUGACGUUAGCUGGGGAUGCAGCCCACGCCAUCUCUUUCCAUCGUGGACAAGGGAUGAACAAUGCGACGGUGGAUUGUGCCAAUUUCGUUACCGCGGUGGAUAAAAUCGUCUCGGGCGAGGAGACAAAGGAGGCUGCAAUCGCUGAGUACGAGAAGGAAGUCAUCGACCGAGGAACAUACGAGGCCACCCUGUCACGUCAGCUCACUCUCAACAUCCACCACUGGGAUCGAUUCCUUGAAAGUCCGAUCAUGAAGUACGGCGGUAAUCUCGCCCGUGAGGUUGCACCGGUGGCGAGAUCUCAGCUAAGUACAGCAGCAGCUGUGGCACAAGAGGCCGCUGCGUGA